Molecule: messenger RNA, 2348 nt
Organism: Oldenlandia corymbosa var. corymbosa
Lineage: Eukaryota; Viridiplantae; Streptophyta; Magnoliopsida; Gentianales; Rubiaceae
Source: the annotation of a GenBank genome assembly
CAUGAGCUUCCAUUUGGAAAAUUGGGCUUUGUAGUUUGUUAUAUGGCCGAAUCUUUCUUCUACUAAUUACUUCGUUGAGUUGGUUCUCCAUUCAUCGUCCACAAGAAAGUAGAAACCUGAAUUUUGAUUCGAAAUGAAGCUCUGCAACACCCCAUGACUUUAUGAGAGCUCAAAACUGUGAAACCUGCCUUUGAUGCCUGGAUUUGCUUUUGAUUGUUGUCUUUUAAAGGCUGCUGGCUUUGGUUGUGUGUUCUCCAUUUUUAUCAGUGCGGCAUUUUGUCGAGCAUCUUUCACUCAGCUAACCACCAUAUCUUCACCUAUUGGUAAAAGACCUUAGUUUUUGUACAAUUCGACUGAGUAUGUGGAAAUGCAGCCGGAGAAUCAUCGCCUUCGUUUCCUCUAUUGGGAAUAAUGAUGGUGUAAUCUCCCUGUAUGGACGAGUUGGCGUCUCUACGCCAUCACUACUACCGGCUCAUUCUUCUUCAAGGGCCUUAAGGAUUGAUUCUCCGGUUUUAUCAGUUCUUUUUCCUUCGUAUUUUUCAUCUAUACAUGAUGGAUUAGGUCCAGGUUCUCUAGCUCCGAUAAGUGCCGAUGAUGAUGGUGACGAUGAUUUCGGGAGCAGGGGUAAUGAAGAAGAGGAAGAUUUUGAUCAAGAAGAAGACGUUUGCAAUGGUGGCGGUAGGAAAACGGAAACCCGGUUAGCUGAUUUUCGCGAUGUUGAAACUAUUAUGGGUAUUCUUCAGAAAUGGAGCAAUGGCGGGAAAGAUUCAGUAAAGAACAGACUAGAGCAAUGCGGGGUUAUGGUGUCUUCGGAGUUAGUGGUUGAGGUUCUGUCUCGGGUGAGGAAUGAUUGGGAAACAGCAUUCACUUUCUUCCUGUGGGCUGGCAGACAACCCGACUAUGAACAUUCCUUGAGGGAGUACCAUUCCAUGAUAUCUAUACUCGGGAAAAUGAGGAAGUUCGAUACUGCGUGGGGAUUGAUUGAGGAAAUGAGAGGUAAAUCACUUGUCACCCCUCAAACACUUGUGAUUAUGAUCAGGAAAUACUGUGCCGUGCAUGAUGUAGGCAAGGCGAUCAGUACUUUUUAUGCGUAUAAGCGGUAUAGUUUUGAGAUCAAUGUAGACGAGUUUCAGAACCUUUUAUCUGCACUUUGUCGAUACAAAAACGUGAAAGAUGCAGAGCAUUUGCUUUUCUGUAACAAAAGUGUGUUUCCUUUGAGUACUAAGAGCUUUAAUAUCAUACUAAAUGGAUGGUGUAACGUUGUGGGCGAUUUGCGUGAAGGGAAGAGAAUAUGGGAAGAGAUGAGGAAGAGAGGGAUACCUCGGGAUGUUUUUUCUUACUCUAGUAUGCUGUCUUGUUAUUCAAAAGUUGGUAAGCUCCAACCUUUGCUGAAACUAUUUGAUCAGAUGAAGGCAUUGGAUAUUGCACCUGACCGGAAAGUAUACAAUGCAGUAAUACAUGCUCUUGCCAAGGCAAGACAUGUAAAAGAAGCCUGGAAUCUCAUGAAAACAAUGGAAGGAAAUGGUAUUAGUCCCAAUGCCAUUACAUAUAACUCCAUAAUUAUGCCUGUCUGCAGGAGCCGUCAAUUAGAUGCAGCUCGUGAAAUCUUCAAUGAGAUGAUGGAAAGGAACUUGACUCCUAAUGUCCGAACUUACCAUGCUUUCUUUGGCAUGCUUAGGUCAGAUGAAGAAGUAUUUGCACUCUUGCAAAAGAUGAAAAUGACAAGCUGCAAACCAACUCAUGAUACAUAUAUUAUGUUGAUUAGGAAGUUUUGUAGGUGGCGCCAAUUUGAUAACGUUUUCAAGCUGUGGAACGAGAUGAGUGCUAAUGGACUUGAUCAUGACAGGAGCUCUUAUCUUGUGCUCGUACAUGGUCUGUUUCUUAAUGGAAAAUUGGAGGAGUCUUAUCAAUAUUAUCUGGAGAUGCAGGGGAAACACAUGUUACCAGAUCCAAAGAUUGAAGAGAUGCUCCACGCUUGGCUCGCAGGCAAACAAGCUGCGGCAGAAGGGCAGGGGACCAAUUUGUAAGACAAUCAAGUAACUUAACUACUAGUGUACGAUAUAUCUGGUAAAACCCUGUAAUUUUGUAUGAGAAAAUGUAGCUGAAUAAACUAUCCGUGUAGGUUUGUACCGGAACCAUAAUUAGUUAGCCAGUUUUCACACAGAAGCUUGAUUUCUUUUUUUUUUUUUUGUUAAAAAGAAAAUUGCAUUGCCCUGACGAGGUUUCCAAACUAACAUCAUCGUGAGAAUAGCCACCCAAUCCUGAUGCUUGUAUUUUUGACUUCUCAAAAUAUGUGCAUGAUUAUGUUGCAAACAGUUGCAUGAUCUGUCUGCUGCGGAUUUGUUGAU